AUGCUAAUCGGCAAUCAAUGGUUCUUGAAGUUACUUCUACCAGGGCGCAUCAUACUUUCCGAAGAGCUUCCUAUCAUAACUGAAACGAAGUUCGGUUGGGUGGUAGGUGGUACACAUUGCAGCGAAGCCAUUCAGGAUAAUGUCGUGUAUUCACAUUCGGUUACGAUCGAGGAACUUUGCGACUCGAUUCAGCGAUUUUGGGAAGUAGAGAGCGUUCCCCAGCAAUUCCAGUCAAGCACCGAAGAGGAUGAAUGUGAUAGGCACUUCAUAGCAACACACCGAAGAGAUGAAACAGGAAGAUAUGUGGUGCAAUUGCCAUUAAGAGAUUCACUGGAGCAGCUCGGAGAAUCCAGAUCGUUGGCGCUCCGACGAUUCUUCGGGUUAGAGAAACGUUUUGCCCAACAACCAGAGUUAAAACGGCAAUACGUAGACUUCAUGCAGGAGUACGAAUCCUUGGGUCACUGUAAGGAAGUAUAUGAGAAGAAUCACGCACCAGGGAUGAGAAAGUGGUACUUACCUCAUCACGCAGUUUUACGACCUUCAAACACAACAACGAAGUGCCGCGUUGUUUUUGAUGCGUCUGCUAAGAUGUCUGGUUUAUCAUUGUAUGAGAUGAUGAAGAUUGGUCCAAUCAGCCAAAGCGAUUUGCUUGCUAUAGUGCUCAGAUUCCGGGAACAUCGACUUGUUUUGACGGCUGACAUUGCAAAAAUGUACAGGCAGAUUGUGGUUGCUGAUUGUCACACCCCUCUACAAAGAAUAUUUUGGAGAAAGAAUCCUUCUGAUCCACUUCGAGUGUUAGAACUAACCACGGUUACCUAUGGGACGGCUUCAGCACCUUUUCUGGCAACAAGGGCACUUCUUCAAUUGGCAAUUGAUGAGAAGCACAAAUAUCCUGUAGCAGCUUCCAUUGGCGAGAACAGCUGUUAUGUGGACAACGCACUCUUUGGUUACGAUAGCCUUCCGCAGGCGUUUGAAUCUCAAAGGCAGCUAAUCAGCAUGAUGGAGGCCGGUGGCUUUCAUCUUCAUAAAUGGUCGUCAAAUAUUCCAGAGCUGCUAGAAUCGUUACCGAGAGAAGAUCGUGAAGAGUUAGUAAGUUUAAGCGAAUAUGGAGCAAAUGAAGUAAUAAAAACCUUGGGUCUUAUGUGGAAUCCAGAUUCAGAUGAAUUAAUCUUUGUAUCGAUGCCCACCACGAACGUAAAGCAGCCUACAAAGCGUCAGAUUUUGUCGAUGUUCGAUCCUUUGGGACUAGUGGCUCCUGUCGUCGUUAUUGGGAAAAUGUUAAUGCAAUUGGUCUGGAAGGAGAAACUUGAUUGGGACGAGCCAAUUGUUGGUGAUUUGGUCAAAGGUUGGACAGGUUUCUUACAUGCACUGGAAGGGGUCAAUCAACUUCGGAUACCAAGAAGAGUGGUAAGCAGCAGUGCUGUGGCAUUCGAAAUGCAUGGGUUUGCGGAUGCCUCCGAUGUGGCCUACGGAGCUUGUGUAUAUAUACGGUCGAUAUCCGAAGAUGGAUCUGCAAGCAUGAAAAUUAUUAGUGGAAAAUCGAAAGUGGAUCCUAUCGCACCGCUAAGUAUACCAAGAAAGGAGUUGUUGGCAGCUCUUCUGCUGCAUCGUUUGGUAGUGAAAAUUCUUUCUGCUUUGAAAAUGUCAUUCAAUGAAGUGAUACUUUGGUCAGACAGUCAGGUAGUAUUGGCAUGGCUUACUAAGCAACCCGAGCAGUUGGAAUUAUAUGUUCGCAAUCGAGUGAGAGAAAUAACAGCAACUGGUACUAAGUUUGAGUGGAAAUAUAUUCCAACAAAGGAUAAUCCCGCUGACAUAGUGUCACGAGGGUUAUCAGCUAGCAAGAUAGCGAAUAGUGAUUUGUGGUGGAAUGGUCCAGCGGUUUUGAGAUAUGCAAUUUAUCGAAUGGAAAUUCCCCCAGCCUUGCCCAUCGAAGAAAUCCCAGAGUUAAGGCCAAUCGUUUCGGUGAAUAUAGUCGCGAGGUACGACGAACUUCCAGUGUUCACUAAAUUCGAGUCAUUUGGGAAACUGCAACGCGUCCUAGCCUAUGUGCUACGAUUUCGCAACAAUGCCAAGAAAAGGAAGGAAAUCGCGCUUUAG
This is a messenger RNA of Topomyia yanbarensis, 2097 nucleotides long. RefSeq lists its product as uncharacterized. Bases 1 to 2097 code for a protein of 698 amino acids. The transcript has a single exon. NCBI's taxonomy places the organism in Eukaryota, Metazoa, Arthropoda, Insecta, Diptera, Culicidae. The record is from RefSeq and is a predicted model, not a curated record.